Dujonia railenensis is the source of this 2334-nucleotide messenger RNA. NCBI's taxonomy places the organism in Eukaryota, Fungi, Ascomycota, Pichiomycetes, Serinales, Debaryomycetaceae. The record is from the annotation of a GenBank genome assembly.
AUGAUGGAAGACAUUAAGAUACAACCUAAUUGUUCUCAGGAAGAAAAUUUUGGUUCGAGCUCAGGCUUUGGGGUAAUUGUACUGGAUGGUACCAAGAGUAUUGAAGAUGCUGAGAAGAAAGUGAUAGCAGGAGAAGCAACCUUUAAAGACGACGAAGACAUUCCAGAGGACCUCUUAGAUAUUCCAAAAAUUGUACGUGAAACAGUUCCCUUGGAAGAUGAUCCUACCAUCCUGGUAGUAACGUUCAGAUACUUUUUACUCUCAAUUAUUUUCGUUAUUCCAGGAGCAUUCUUAGACACGAUGAAUUCAUAUCGUACGACGUCAGCAGCAUACUCUAUACUCUUUGUUCAAAUCGCAUCCCACGGAUGUGGUAAAUUUUUGGCUGAAGUAUUACCUCGAAGAGUAUUCAAGUUGCCUGGAGGUUAUAAGUUUUCUUUCAAUCCGGGUCCUUGGUCAAUAAAAGAAGCAGCUUUGAUAACCAUAACAGCAAAUAGCGGAGCUAAUGUCUCUUCUGGGAUAAGUGCUUUAUCUUUGGCAGAAAUUUACUAUGGAGAUAGAGUCAACUGGGCCGUCUCAAUUUUCUUUAUGUGGGCAGUAGCAUUUUCUGGUUAUUCUUUCGCUGCUCUUCCAAGAAACCUUUUAUUAUUUGAUCCAAACUAUGUCUGGCCGGAAGCUCUAAUGCAAGCAAACCUUUUCCAAUCUCAAUCCAAGUCUGAUCAAGACUCAGCAGUGGCCUCAAGACAGAUGAAAGUAUUCUUUGCUGUAUUAAUUGGUCUAACUAUAUGGCAAUUUCUCCCAGAGUACGUAUUUCCAUUUUUGCUGUCAUUAGCUUUCCUUUGUUGGGUUGCACCGAAUAAUGCAACUGCAAAUUUCAUUAGUUCAGGUCUAGGUGGGAUGGGAUUCUUGAACUUAACGUUAGAUUGGUCAAACAUCACAUCACUGAUUAUGUUAUACCCUUACUUUAUUCAAGUAAUUCAGUUUGUUGCGUUUGUUUUAGUUGCAUGGAUUUUGAUUCCAGCGGUGAAGUGGGGUAACCUUGACUCUUUCAAAUAUGGUUUGAUGUCAAAUGGUAUGUUUAAAGCAAAUGGUUCGACUUAUCCAACUUCUCAUUUGUUGACUUCGAAUUUAACCUUGAACACAACAGCUUACGAAGAAUUAGGACCAGUGUAUAUAGGUGCGCAGAGAGCGUGGCACAUGUUUCUCGACUACGCUUCAUAUGUAAGUGGAAUCAUCUGGCUCAUAGUGUUUGGUAGAAAGCAGAUGAAAGCUUCGUUUCAAAAGUUCAUGAACAGUUAUAAUUCACAGUCAAAGAAAGCAGGCUCGAUAAAUCUUCAAUACAGUGAUAGAAUCAACCAGAUGCAAGCACAAUACGAACAAGUUCCUCUUUGGUGGUAUUUAGUACUCUUUGCAGUAACGUUCAUUGUGUUAAUUACGAUAUUUGCAACUGGUAGUCUCUUCAUUCCAUGGUGGACAUAUCUUGUAGCUCUUGGAUUUGGAUUUAUCAUAGUGGUACCAUUGUGUUGGUUAUAUGCAUUGACUAAUUUUGAAUUGUUGGUGGGUUCUUUCAAUGAAUUAUUAUACGGGUACAUGGUACAGAACAUGGAAUCUCGACAUCCCGCUGGAGCAGCAAUGUACGGAUCGCUUGCCGGAGAUAUAUUCUUUCGAGCCCGAUAUAUGCUCCAAGACCAAAAAAUUGGCCAUUAUAUGCAAUUACCACCCAAGGCAGUUUUCUUUUCUCAGCUUUUUGGUGAGCUUAUGGGUGUUCCAAUCAACUAUGUGACUAUGAGAUGGAUCUUAAGUACAAAAAUGGAAUAUUUAGAUGGAACGAAGACAGACCCUGGACACCAGUGGACAGGCCAAAGUAUUCAAAUCUACCAAACCAACGCUGUUCAGUAUGUUAUUUUGGGACCAAAGAGAACAUUCGACCAAUAUCCAAUAUUACCAUAUGGGUUCCUUGUAGGGUUUGCAGCUCCAAUAAUACUUGGCAUCUUGUACAAAAUUUCCAAGGGAACAAGAUUUCGUAAAUUGAGAUUUGACUUAUGGAAUAGCACGGUCUUCUUUUCCACAGCUUCAACAUUUUAUGGGAACAUCUCUACCGGCUACUUCUCACAAUUUAUUGGUGGAACUGUAGUUAUGUUUUGGGCUUACCGUUAUAAGCAUGCCUUAUGGAGACGCUACAACUAUAUCUUGGCAGCCGCCUUAGACACAGGCUAUAACUUAACUGUGUUAUUAAUAUUUUUAUUUUUCUCUGCUGGUAAGACUGUUGACAUGCCCAAUUGGUGGGGUAACAACGCAAAGUCCGUUGAGCGAUGUUUUGCAAUGGAGGACAAUUAA